AUGGAGCACGCAGGACCAGUCGAUGGCGGCACCAACCAGUACAGAGAGGAGCUCAAUGAGAUCCUCAAGAACCGAGACAUCAAAUGGUACAAGGGACACUAUCUCAAGCUCAAUGCUCUGCUGUUCCUUCUCGUCAUGACGUCCAUGAACAACGGUUACGAUGGCUCCAUGAUGAACGGUUUGCAGACUGUCGAGAACUGGCAAGUCUUCUUCCAUCACCCUCACGGAUCGGUGCUUGGUGUCUUCAACGCCAUCCAAUCCAUUGGAGGAAUCGUCGGUCUCCCUCUCGCUCCUUACUUAUCUGAACGGUUCGGACGUCGAGGUGCUUUGGCUAUUGGAGAUGCCGUCAUGCUCAUCGGAGUCAUUCUCCAGACUGCUUCGCAAAACGUCGCCAUGUUCAUCAUCUGUCGAUUCUUCAUUGGAGUCGGUCUCGCCUUUGCUUGUCUCGCAGCCCCAGUCCUCAUCACCGAGCUGGCGUUCCCGACCCACCGAGCUCCCAUCACUGCCCUCUACAACUCGUCCUGGUAUCUUGGAUCUAUUCUUGCGGCGUGGAUCACCUACGGUACAUUCAGCAUCGCGAACACUUGGUCAUGGCGAAUCCCUUCCCUCAUCCAAGGGUUUCCGUCACUCCUUCAAAUCCUCCUGCUCUUCCUCAUUAUCCCAGAGUCGCCUCGUUGGUUGGUCGACAGAGGUCGCUUUGAGGAGGCCCACCGAGUCCUCACUGAAUACCACUGCAACGGUGACGACACCGACCCCCUUGUCGAGCUCGAACUACGAGAGAUCCGACAAGCUAUCCACAUCGAAAAGGAAAUCAACAGGACCGUUACUUACCGAAGUCUCUUUGCUACCAAGGGAAAUCGCCGACGAAUGCUCGCCAUUAUCCCUUACGCCUUCUUCUCCCAAUGGUCUGGCAACGGUAUCUUGUCAUACUAUCUGAACAUUGCUUUGGUCUCUUCCGGUAUCACCUCGCACGCCUCUGAGAAUCUCAUCAACGGUCUCUUGCAGUUGUGGAACGUCAUCACUGCAUAUGGAGGCGCUCUCAGUGUCGACCGACUCGGUCGUCGACCCCUGUGGCUCACCUCGGCCGCUGGAAUGUGUGUCGCCUACACUGCCAUCACCAUUGCGGCUGCCUUGUACGAAAAGUCUCCAGUCACUGGUCUCUACACUCAAGUCGACCCUCCCGUCACACUCCACGCGCGAACAUCUGCCGGCCACGCUGUUGUUGCAAUGUUUUUCAUCUACUAUGGAUUCUACAACAUUGCCAUGUCGCCCCUCCUCGUUGCCUACACUGUUGAAAUCCUUCCCUUCAACCUUCGUGCCAAGGGUCUCUUCGUUAUGCAAGAAUGUGUCAAUCUGUCUUUGGUCUUCAACCAAUACGUCAACCCUAUUGCCCUUCCCGUGCUCAGGUGGAAGUACUACUGUAUCUACGCCGCUUGGAUUGCUGUCGAAUUCGUCUGGCUCUACUUCACCAUCAUCGAGACCAAGGGACCCAACGGACCCCUUCCAUUGGAAGAGAUUGCCGCCAUCUUCGACGGAGAAGAGGCUCGAGAAGAGAUUGCACGCACUCAAAUCGCUCCUGCCGCUCAAGAUGACAAGUCGUCGGGUAACGAGAUGGAGGAGAAAGCAGCCGUAUGA
Kockovaella imperatae is the source of this 1635-nucleotide messenger RNA. Its product is annotated as general substrate transporter. The coding region runs from base 1 to 1635 and encodes 544 amino acids. Gene Ontology annotation, molecular function: carbohydrate:proton symporter activity. The record is from RefSeq and is a predicted model, not a curated record. The transcript is spliced from 2 exons. Gene Ontology annotation, biological process: carbohydrate transport; transmembrane transport. Gene Ontology annotation, cellular component: membrane. NCBI's taxonomy places the organism in Eukaryota, Fungi, Basidiomycota, Tremellomycetes, Tremellales, Cuniculitremaceae.